Messenger RNA from Colletotrichum scovillei, 1595 nucleotides. RefSeq lists its product as uncharacterized. The record is from RefSeq and is a predicted model, not a curated record. The transcript has 3 exons. Lineage: Eukaryota; Fungi; Ascomycota; Sordariomycetes; Glomerellales; Glomerellaceae. Gene Ontology annotation, cellular component: mitochondrial inner membrane. Gene Ontology annotation, biological process: pyruvate import into mitochondria. Bases 764 to 1183 code for a protein of 139 amino acids.
GAGGGAUGAGUUAUCCUCUUUCUUGUUUUUCAAAUCAAUUUGAUCAUUCACUUUACUCUUCUUUGUGUUAACCACCCAAAGGUCAAAAAUCGGCAUUGGAAGCAGCACCCCUUGAGGCUCUAUCAUCUCUCAUAUACGCAAUAUGGACAACUCGAGAAAUGCGCAGCAUUGUUAUACCCCAGAAUCAUCAAGUCUUUUCUGUCCGUAAGUUGACCAUGCACAAUGGCUUUCACCAACCUCAUCCUCAUCCUUCUCGAGGUUCGCACUUUACCUUCAAAUAUGAGGUAAGCAACCUUAGUCAUCACAUCCCAUCUCCCUCCUCCAAACGAACCUGCAAAAUUCCAUCCAAUCAUGACCCUUUCUUUUCUACCAUUUCCGUGUAAUGCCCACCUUUUAUUCCCGGGAAGCAUGGGAAGCCACAGCACCUUCAGCACUGUAAUAGCAGCAACAAACCAGUAGAAAGGCGCCCGUUGCGAGUCCCCGUCCCGUCCGAUUAAGGUGCGCGGGAGUGUGCCAGACAGUGUGCCAGCGUAGAGUGCACGUCCAGUCCGCGCCCGCGAAAUUUCGGAGCGCCGCAGCAGCAGCAGCAGUGUCUGUCUGUAGAGGGAGGAAGGAGCUUUGGUCAUCGCCCUCUGCCUCUCAACAAUUUCGCGAUCCAAACCUGGAAAACUAUCCGCCGCCGCCUCUUCCACUCUCCGAUCAACCUCUUGCCAAUUGCCCCGUCACGAUAAUCCCUUUCCAAACCACAAACACCAGAUUCAAAAUGGCUGCUAUUGUCAAGGCGAUCAACGCGAAGAUCAGGUCCAACCCUGUGUCGGACUAUGUCUGCUCUACCCACUUCUGGGGCCCCGUCUCCAACUUUGGUAUCCCUCUGGCCGCUGUCAUGGACACCCAAAAGUCCCCCGACCUGAUUUCCGGUCAGAUGACGGGUGCUCUCUGCAUCUACUCUGCCACCUUCAUGCGCUACUCCCUCGCCGUCUCGCCCAAGAACUACCUCCUCUUCAUGUGCCACUUCAUCAACGAGGGCGCCCAGCUUACCCAGGGAUACCGUUACAUGCAGUACAACUACUGGGGAGGAAAGGAGGCUUCCGCAACCAAGGACGCGUUCGAGACUGUCCAGAAGAAGGCUGAUGCCAUCGAGGCCAAGGUCGAGACCAAGGUCAAGGAGGCUAUUGGCAAAUAAAUGCGUACCCUCACUCGAGGGAGAGGGAGAAGCUUGGAAAGGGGGCGAUAUGAGGCGGCAAACACUUGCUGGCUGGGUGCGGAAAGGCCCUCGCAAACAUAAUGACGACGCAGAGGGGAGGUUCGAGUCUGAUGUGAAAAGAGCGCCGAGAGCUUGUCAAGAGCCCACGGCUGUGGUGAGGCCUUGACAGGAGGGAAUCCCCGUCGACAGCACAGCACAGCAUAGCGUGGCAUAAUGUGGCAAUGCCCAGCCGCGGCGGACGGUGGCUGGCGGUUCUGUACCAUCACAUUGCAUUGUUGUUUUGCUUUUCGGAAACGGACCCUGAUUCCCCGGGGAAACACUCGGGGACGAGCCUCUUCAUUGCGGCCCGCAAAGUCGUAGAAUAGAACAGCGAACUGUUUCUGGAACCCGG